CUAAAAUAAUUUAUAUGAGAGAAGGACAAGUUCUUCAAAGAGAUACUGCAUUUUUAUGUGUAGCAAUUUUCACGUUUAAAUAACAUCCAGGUGUCGGUCUGCUUUGUUCAUGAGGUCACGUGCUUUAAUCGCGCUUCUGGUCCACGCGUCGCGCGGCGCACUUCACAUCACAUCGCUGCUGAUGCAGGAAUGAACUGGACUCACGCAGGACCUGAAUUAACAAUCAAUGAAGUUACGAACCGUAAACUACAAAUCUGAUCAUAGAAGUGUAUGUGUUGGAAGAAUUCAACAUUUUGGAUCAUAUUUCUGCGUGUAAAGUGCCGUCACGAACAGGCUGAUGUAGUUUGUGAGCGUGGAGCAGGAGAGUCAGAUGAAAGGAAAUAUAAUAUGCACGGUUAUUAUUUGAUAAAUGUUUUCGGAAAGCACCUUUAGCUCUGUGAUCAUCAGUGCUGAUGGCCGGAUAUACAGAGCUGAGCUCAGGCUCUGUGAGCUGAGGAGAGAGUAAGAUGAAGGUCUGGGGUGUGAUGCUGGCGUGUGCACUGACGCUGAGCUGCGUGUCCUCCGUCCCGAACCCAACCGGACAGUGCUCUCAAAGACCACAGGACCUACAGAGGAAACCAUACAAACAUCUGCAUCCGAGAAGUCACUCAGACAGCUUUCCCACACCACACUCAGCCUUCACCCACAGAUCCAAGAGAUCUCCAAAACGGAGAGGUUUCCUUCGUAACAAGAUGGACAGAAAGAGACCGAGUCGUGACGAGAGAGAGAAGGGCAAAGGAAGAGCGUGUGCGCUGAGACAAGUCCAGCUGAAAGUGUCUGAUCUGGGUCUGGGCUACCGGAGUCAGGAGGAGCUGAUAUUCAGCUACUGCAGCGGCGUGUGUAUGAACUCCCUCACAAACUACGACAAAAUCCUCACCGGCCUCGCCGACAACAGCAAAAACAUUCUGCGCAGCUCUCCUCCCACCGCCUGCUGCCGACCUGUCGAAUACGACGACGACCUGUCCUUUCUGGAUGACAACCUCAUAUACCACACCAUGAAGAGGCACUCGGCACGGAAAUGUGGCUGUGUCUAAGCAACUGUGAUAGACAAUGACACCAGAUGGGAAAAUCAAUAGAAACUAUUUCAGGUUAUUACAUGUGUGAGCAUAGCUCGGUCGAGAGAAUCAUCAUGAUUGCAUUUCUCUAAGAAGAUAUAGGAUAAGGAAUGGCAAGAAUAGUAUUGCAAGAUGUUCAAAAACUGGUACACUCAGAAUAAAAAAGCUGUAACUGGGGCGCUACCCUAAGAUACAAAAGCUAAAAGGUGUGAAUAUGUACACUUUCGGUACUAAUAUGUACUAUUUAGGGGUAAAUAAGGUAACUUAAAAUACUGCCCCAGUGACAGCUUUGUACCCUUUUACUGAGAGUGUAUAUCAUUUAACCUAUAGGAAGGCACAUCUUAAACAGCAAGACAGGAUAUUUUGUGUGCUGUGCAUUUUUAUGAGGUCUUUUUGACAUUUAACCUCCACUAAUUUUCUCUGAUUCUUAUGUUCAUUGUUAAACACAAAACCCAAUCGAAUGGUUUUGGUUAAAUUAAUUAAUCCCUAUUUAUAUAUAUAUAUAUAUUUGAAUAUCUAUUUAUAUG
Molecule: messenger RNA, 1621 nt
Organism: Onychostoma macrolepis
Lineage: Eukaryota; Metazoa; Chordata; Actinopteri; Cypriniformes; Cyprinidae
Gene: gdnfb
Product: glial cell derived neurotrophic factor b
Exons: 3
Coding region: 507-1073 (188 amino acids)
Biological process (GO): negative regulation of neuron apoptotic process; positive regulation of branching involved in ureteric bud morphogenesis; peripheral nervous system development
Molecular function (GO): receptor tyrosine kinase binding; glial cell-derived neurotrophic factor receptor binding; growth factor activity
Source: RefSeq, a predicted model, not a curated record